AGCCUGACACAUGGAAUGACACAUUCGCAUCACCGGGGAAGGGGGAGCAAAUGGCUUCCAGUGUGUCACUGACAUAGCGGUGCGCGACAUCCCCAUCACCGGAUCGUUUGUACAGCGUCAGACGUGGAUUUCUCCCCCCUCCCCGCUAUGGAGCACAUCAGGCUACCAAAGGUUGAAAAUGUCCGUUUACUUGACCGUAUAUCCUCCAGGAAAGCUGCAUUGGGGACCUUAUAUCUGACAGGGACCCACAUCAUUUUUGUGGAAAAUAUAUCUGAAACACGUAAAGAAACCUGGAUCCUUUACAGCCAGAUCUCUUCUAUUGAAAAACAAGCAACUGCAACCAGCGGUUGUCCAAUACUUAUCCGCUGCAAAAAUUUCCAAGUUAUUCAGCUCAUUAUCCCUCAGGAACGAGAUUGCCAUGAUAUUUAUUUAUCCUUGGUACGUCUGUCACGACCAGUAAAAUAUGAGGAGCUUUAUUGCUUCUCCUUCAAACCAAAUUUGGACAAGGCAGAGCAGGAAGAAGGCUGGAAACUAAUUGACUUGAAUGAAGAAUACAAUCGCAUGGGUCUUCCAAAAAGUCUCUGGCAGAUUAGUGAUGUCAAUAGAGAUUACAGAGUAUGUGACUCAUACCCUACAGAGCUCUAUGUGCCAAAAUCUGCCUCUGUGCCAAUAAUCGUUGGCAGUUCCAAAUUCCGGAGCAGGGGAAGAUUUCCCACUCUUUCAUAUUACUGCCAAGAUAACAAUGCUUCUAUUUGUCGAAGUAGUCAGCCCUUGUCUGGCUUCAGUGCACGGUGCCUUGAGGAUGAACAGAUGCUGCAGGCUAUAAGAAAGGCAAAUCCAGGAAGUGAUUUCCUUUAUGUUGUUGAUACACGACCAAAGCUCAAUGCAAUGGCAAACAGAGCAGCAGGAAAAGGCUACGAGAAUGAAGACAACUAUUCCGAUAUUAAGUUUCAGUUUAUUGGUAUAGAAAACAUCCACGUCAUGAGGAGCAGUCUGCAAAAAAUGUUGGAAGUUUGUGAGCUCCGAUCUCCUUCUAUGGGAGACUUCCUUUGGGGGCUGGAAUCAUCUGGUUGGCUAAAGCACAUCAAAGCAAUUAUUGAUGCUGGGAUUUUCAUUGCAAAGGCUGUGUCAGAAGAAGGAGCCAGUGUUCUUGUCCAUUGCUCAGAUGGAUGGGAUCGGACAGCCCAGGUUUGCUCUAUUGCCAGUCUCCUGCUUGAUCCUUAUUACAGGACAAUAAAGGGAUUUAUGGUUUUAAUUGAAAAAGACUGGAUUUCGUUUGGUCAUAAAUUCAAUCACAGGUAUGGCAAUUUGGAUGGCGACCCAAAGGAAGUUUCCCCAGUGAUCGAUCAGUUUAUAGAGUGCGUUUGGCAACUGAUGGAACAGUUCCCGUGUGCAUUUGAGUUUAAUGAGAGGUUUCUGGCUCACAUUCAUCAUCAUAUUUACUCCUGCCAAUAUGGCAACUUCCUAUGCAACUGCCAGAAAGAGAGGAUAGAAAUGAGAGUCCAUGAAAGAACCUACUCACUCUGGUUGUACUUGUGGAAGCAGAGACUGGACUAUAUGAACCCACUGUAUCGAUCAGAUCACAGUCAGGCGCAAGGCACCCUGAGGCCUAACACUUCCCCCUCCAAUUUCAAGUUCUGGAGGGGUCUGUACAAUCGCUUUGAGAAAGGCAUGCACCCUCGCCAGUCUGUGACGGACUUCCUCCAGGCAGUGAAAGAAGAGACUCAGCAACUAGAGGAGGAGCUGGAGUUCAUGCAAAAGAGAUGGCAGCAGUUAAAUGGCACAAAGAAUUUUGAUGAAAGACCAGAAGGAGACAAGUUGCAGUUUAGUGCUACCGCCUUCACCUCCGCUAACAGUCCCCAGGAUUAUAGAUGCAACCUGAAGUCCUUCCCUUCCCGCAGCCCUUCACAGGGCGAAGAGAAUUCGGCCCUCAUUCUUACUCAGGAACACUUGAAGAGCUCAGAUCCAGAUCUAUCUGCUAAUAGUGAUCAGGAAUCGGGGGUGGAGGAUUUGAGUUGUAGGUCACCGAGUGGAGGAGAUUCAUUACCAAGUGAGGACAGUGGCAAAGACCCUGAUUCUGAUGAAGCCAUGUUCCUGCAUGCUUAAAAGGAGAAGGAAAGCUUCCAAAGCAGUUUCUUGCCACUAGAUUAGCCACAACAGUGCAAGCUAUAACACUAUAUUUAUUCUGCAGAAUGCUUUAUACCUGAGCAAACAGCUCUAGA
Xenopus laevis (African clawed frog) is the source of this 2222-nucleotide messenger RNA. RefSeq names its product myotubularin-related protein 7-like (gene mtmr7.S). The transcript is spliced from 14 exons. The record is from RefSeq and is a predicted model, not a curated record. The coding region runs from base 148 to 2106 and encodes 652 amino acids. Lineage: Eukaryota; Metazoa; Chordata; Amphibia; Anura; Pipidae.